Calidris pugnax (ruff) is the source of this 2042-nucleotide messenger RNA. Its product is annotated as G protein-coupled receptor kinase 5-like. The transcript is spliced from 15 exons. Gene Ontology annotation, molecular function: G protein-coupled receptor kinase activity; ATP binding. NCBI's taxonomy places the organism in Eukaryota, Metazoa, Chordata, Aves, Charadriiformes, Scolopacidae. Bases 1 to 1884 code for a protein of 627 amino acids. The record is from RefSeq and is a predicted model, not a curated record. Gene Ontology annotation, biological process: protein phosphorylation; signal transduction; regulation of signal transduction. Gene Ontology annotation, cellular component: cytoplasm.
AUGGCUGCAGCAGGAGAGUCCUUCGUGUGGACGUGGGGUGGCUACGGGGGGGACGCGGGGUUAAAAAGCGCCUUUGGGUGCCGUUUCCCCACGUCGUGCGUGGGACGAGGUGCCCCGGGCUCGGGCCGUGGGUGGGCCCAGAGUCCCCCCGUCCCCGCCGUCCGUCCGUCCGCCCCCCCGUGCCCGCGGGACCACUCUCCGCAGCAAAACUUCGCGGGUGCCCGGAGGGCGCGGGACAGGCCCGAGCGGAACGGCCGCCGCCGGGAAAAACACGGCCCCGACGUCCGUGACCCCUUCUUCUCCCUCUCCCUGGCUGCAGGAGGUGGUGGCAAGAGGAAAGGCAGGAGCAAGAAGUGGAGGGAGAUCCUGCGGUUCCCCCACAUCAGCCAGUGCGAGGAGCUGCGCAGGAGCCUGGAGCCCGAGUACGGCAGCCUGUGCCAGAAGCAGCCCAUCGGCCGGCUGCUCUUCCGGCAGUUCUGCGAGACGCGGCCGGAGCUCCUGCGCUGCAUCCGCUUCCUGGACGCCGUGGCGGACUACGAGCUCUCCCCGGAUGAGAAGCGGAAGGAGAUGGGGGAGGAGAUCAUCCGCCGCUUCCUCAAGCAGGAGUCCCCGGAUUUCCUGCCCGAGGUGGGGCAGCCCCACGCCAGCCGGUGCCUGCAGGACCUGCAGAAGAGCCCCUGCAAGGACCUCUUCAGUAGCUGCCUGUGCUGCCAGGUGCGGGCCACGGGGAAGAUGUACGCCUGCAAGAAGCUGGAGAAGAAGCGGAUCAAGAAGCGGAAAGGGGAGGCCAUGGCCCUGAACGAGAAGCAGAUCCUGGAGAAGGUCAACAGCCGGUUUGUGGUGAGCCUGGCGUACGCCUAUGAGACAAAGGAUGCUCUUUGCCUGGUGCUGACCAUCAUGAACGGCGGCGACCUCAAGUUCCACAUCUACAACAUGGGCAACCCCGGCUUCGAGGACGAGCGCGUGGUCUUCUACGCGGCAGAGAUCUGCUGCGGGCUCCAGCACCUGCACCAGGAGGGCAUCGUCUACCGGGACCUGAAGCCGGAGAACAUCCUGCUGGAUGACGAUGGCCACAUCAGGAUCUCCGACCUGGGGCUGGCUAUCAAGAUCCCUGAGGGCGAGACCAUCCGUGGCCGCGUGGGCACCGUUGGCUACAUGGCCCCGGAGGUGAUCAACAACGAGCGCUACACCUUCAGCCCCGACUGGUGGGGCCUGGGCUGCCUGGUGUACGAGAUGAUCGAGGGGCAGUCGCCCUUCCGCGCCCGCAAGGAGCGGGUGAAGCGGGAGGAGGUGGAGAAGCGGGUGCAGGAGGACCAGGAGCCCUACUCGGACAAGUUCAGCGAGGACGCCCAAGCCAUCUGCAAGAUGCUCCUGGCCAAGGACCCCAAGCAGCGGUUGGGCUGCGGGGCCGAGGGGGCGGCCGAGGUGAAGCGUCACCCCUUCUUCAGGAGCAUCAACUUCAAGCGCCUGGAGGCCGGCAUCAUGCCCCCCUCCUUCGUGCCGGACCCCCGGGCAGUUUAUUGCAAGGACGUGCUGGACAUCGAGCAGUUCUCCACGGUGAAGGGCGUCAACCUGGACCAAACCGACAACGAUUUCUACGCCAAGUUCGCCACCGGCAGCGUCCCCAUCCCCUGGCAGAACGAGAUGAUCGAGACCGAGUGCUUCAAGGACCUCAACGUGUUUGGACCCAACGGGACGCGCUCCCCGGACCUGGACUGGAGGCAGCUGCCCGAGCCCCCCAAGCGCAGCCUCUUCCAGAGGCUCUUCCGACGACACCCGGCCGACUACACCAUCGGCACCACCAUCCACCCCCCUGCCCCGGCCGCCGUGAACUCGCACCCUCCCCCGGCCAACGCUGCCUGUCGGGCCCCGGCACCCUCCUGACCCCCCUCACCGUCCCGGGGGAGCCCCCAGCCCCCCCAGUGCCCUCUCAGGGUUAUUUGGGGUCCCCGGGGACACUGGCAGGGACCGACACUGCUGCCGGCGUGGGCAGGGAGGGAUGGAGGGGCAGGAGCGGGGUCUGUCCCCCCCCAUCCCCAGCA